AGUAAAUUAUGCUAAAACCGCGGAAUUGGUCCUCCGGCGACCAAGCGACCAAAGAGAAGAAGACGCCGAGGAGCUCUCAAAAGCGGCUUCUGGGGUCUUAGAAGAGGUGCGUUGCGCGGCGCUCCCAGCUGCUGCGCGUGGAAUCUGGCGGCGCCGAUCAGCCCACAAGCUGUACGCGCGUGUCGUCUUCCACCUAGUAUCGUUUACAUUGUGAUCCACCGCCCACUAAGCUGUCAAUUGCGCGUGUGUUUCCAUCGUAUAUUAGCAGGCAAGAGCGCCCCUUAGUCACUCGAAUCGCAGGCCACAGCGCCCGCCCCCUGACCUUUUUUGUACGCUCCGCCCAGUACUCGGGGCGGAUGAGCGGCUCGUUCAAGGCGAGUAUCAGCCAGAAAGCGUUCCUGUCCCCCACCGACGUGGCCGAGCUCACAGCCGCAGCAGUAGCGGCACUACCCAGCACUUUGUCGCAGGCCAAUCUGGCGCUCAAGAAGUCCACGACCAGUGCGCAUCGCACCGAGAACGGGGACAUUGUGCACCACCAUCAAGCCACGCACCGCGGGGGUAACGCAACGCUAGUGACGUCCACGACCACAACGAUCCAUCACAUGGGAGGAGCCGGGAAGUCCGGAGUCUCAGCCCCUGCUGGAGCCGGCUCGACUCUGACGUCACAACCGCAGUUCUCGCUGCACUCGCAUGGCCAUCAUCAUCAUCAUCACCACCUCUCGCACGGAGCGAGUCUGCUGGCCAAUGGCAGUCUUAGCGGACUGGCGAAUGGCAGUCUAGGAGGAAGUGGCCUCGAUGGAUCCGUCGGAUCUGGAGCUCUGGCGGCAUCGCCCACGUUCCAGGGAGAUCUGAACCAGAUCGACGCUGGUUUGAACUCGGAGGACGCCGAUGUCCAACUUGAAGCGGCCAAGAAGCUGCGUGUAUUGCUCUCGUCGGAGCGCGAUCUGCUAAUUCGUCAGAUGCUGGAGAAGAACUGGACCCCACGUCUUAUCAAAUGGCUGCGGCUGCGAGACCGACCAACUCUGCAAGUUGAAGCGCUGUGGGCACUCACUAACAUCGCUGCAGGAGCUACCGACAACACGUCGGUAUUGCUACAGAACGGUGUGAUUCCCACGCUCGUUUCGUUGUUGGACUCGUCCAAUGAAGAGGUGUUGGAGCAGUCGGUGUGGGUUCUAGGUAACUUGGCUGGAGAAGGAGCUGCGACGAGGGACCUCGUGCUGAGCGCUGGUGCAUUGACUCCGCUGGUGAACAACCUGAAGAAGACCUCAUGGGACCGACUGUCGCUGCUUCGUAUCUUGACGUGGACUAUCAGCAACUUGUGUGACGGACAGCCGCGACCAGUGUUUGACAUUGGACUCAUCCUGCCGUAUCUGGCCAAGAUGCUCACCAGCACAGACACAGAGAUCUUGAGUCACGUGUGCUGGGCAUUCUCGCACCUGUGCGAUGGACCGAGCACUCACAUUCAGGCUGUGGUGGACUCCGAUGUGUGCUUUCGACUCGUGGAGCUGCUGAGUCACUCGUCUUGGCGAGUCACGAAGCCAGCUCUACGUGCGAUUGGGAACAUUGUGUGCGCUGAAGACGACCACGACUACACCCAGCACAUCAUUGAGUGUGGCGCCGUGCCUUCGUUGCGGAGACUGAUCGCUCAUUCGAAUCGCGAGAUCCAGAAGGAAGCUUGCUGGACGCUGUCGAACAUCGCUGCCGGUACUGUUGAUCAGAUCCAGUGUGUGCUUGACUCGGGCUGUAUCCCGUCUUUGAUGGGACUGGCGGCGUCGGACGCGACAGAUGCAGAGGUCAAGAGUGAAGCGUGCUGGGUCGUGCUCAACGCCACAUCAUGCGGAUCGGAUAGUCAAAUUGAGUACCUCGUGAAUCAGGGCUGUAUUCAGAUCCUAGGCAAUCUCUUGGAGGAAACGAGUAUGGUUAUGAUGGCGCUAGAAGGCUUGGAACGCAUUCUUCAGGUCGGUGAGUUGGAGGCAAAGCGUACGGACUCGCCCAAUCCGUAUGCAAGUCUGAUGGCUUCUGCCAACAUAGAGACGUUGGUGUCACACAAGUCGGCGACUGUGGCGAAGCGUGCGUCGCGUAUCUGGCAGCAGCACUUCGUCACGUGCGCCAUUUGCCUCGGUCCAUUCUCGAAACACUCAAAUGACACAUUCUUCUGCGCCGAGUGCAAGUGCAACGUGUGCAAGAACUGCGACUGCACGGUGUUUCAUCUUAAAUACCAGGAGAGUCUCUGGAAGGAGGAGACGGAGAAGGAGACGAAUGAAAAGCAGGCGCGUCAGGCCUCAAAGCGUAGCAAGCGUCAGAAGAAACGUCAGCGUACGAAGGAGCGCAAAGCAGCUCUUCUUCGAGUGCAGAAGACAGCUCCGAGCAGCAAUGGGAAGGGGUCGAAGCAAAACCAGCAGCGAAAGGGACAGCAGCAACAGGACAACUCGUCGUCAGAUGAAGCGUCUUCUACAAAGUCUGGAGGUGGAGGAGGAGGCAGUCGACGUCGACGGCACGAUGCGGACGACUCGGCCUCAGAGAACGGUUCUAAUGGGUCGAAUGAAGAGGUAGAAGACGGAGGUGCGACUACCCCUGGCGAUGAAGAAGAAGCUGCGACUGAAGAGGAAGUUAAUGUCGAUGUGCUAGACGAGAUGGUGAACGCGAACGACAAACUGGUGUCGUACUUGCUGGAGACGGGAUCGAUCAUGGCGCUUGCUGAGCGCUUGGACUUGGAGGACGACAGCACGUGGAUUGUGGCGGAGAAGGAUAGAACUGCUAUCCACGCCUAAGUGUACACACUGUUGACACACAAACGCUGGUCGGUGGAGUUGAAGCAACGUGACGAGCUGCACGACGGCUUAUAUGAAGAAAAGUGGACAUUAAGGAUCACGACGGGUAGCUUUGACACCGUUGGCUAGCAGAUCAUGUGCAGACCAGGGCGUUUUGUAUAUGCAAUGCAAAGAGAAGGGGUAUGGCAAAAACACACAAGCUGGAAGUGAAAAUGAGAAAAAGCGCCCUACCAGCACUAGGGUGAAGUGAUUAAAACAAAAAAAACAAAGAAAAAAAACAACCUUGAGUAUCAUCAUGGAUAGCAACAUUCGUCGGGUAGGAGUAAUACAUGAAGCGAGACACGAUAAUAGAGACGAUCGAAUGAAAAACCCGCAAAAUAAUCAACU
Messenger RNA from Phytophthora nicotianae INRA-310, 3158 nucleotides. RefSeq lists its product as hypothetical. The record is from RefSeq and is a predicted model, not a curated record. Gene Ontology annotation, cellular component: nucleus. Gene Ontology annotation, biological process: NLS-bearing protein import into nucleus. Gene Ontology annotation, molecular function: nuclear import signal receptor activity; protein binding. Bases 357 to 2771 code for a protein of 804 amino acids. Lineage: Eukaryota; Oomycota; Peronosporomycetes; Peronosporales; Peronosporaceae. The transcript is spliced from 3 exons.